This is a messenger RNA of Lachnellula hyalina, 1842 nucleotides long. RefSeq names its product Cryptochrome-2 (gene CRY2). NCBI's taxonomy places the organism in Eukaryota, Fungi, Ascomycota, Leotiomycetes, Helotiales, Lachnaceae. Gene Ontology annotation, cellular component: cytoplasm; nucleus. Bases 1 to 1842 code for a protein of 613 amino acids. The transcript is spliced from 2 exons. The record is from RefSeq and is a predicted model, not a curated record. Gene Ontology annotation, biological process: entrainment of circadian clock by photoperiod; circadian regulation of gene expression. Gene Ontology annotation, molecular function: FAD binding; DNA binding.
AUGGCAAAAACGCGAGUUAUAUACUGGUUCCGAACCGACCUCCGACUCCACGACUCGCCAGCCUUGAGAGCAGCCUUGGACCUAAACGCCGAAGCCUUCUGGCCAAUCUGGACAUGGGACCCUCACUAUGUAUACAAAACGAGAGUCGGGGUGAACAGAUGGCAAUUCCUCAUCGACUGUCAGAACGACCUCUCAAAAUCAAUAACAAGGCUGAACCCCAAUUCAAAACUCUUCCUCAUGAGAGAAGCACCCCAGACACUCUUCCCAAAACUCUUCAGAGCCUGGAAGAUCACCCAUCUGGUUUUUGAAAAAGACACGGAUCCCUAUGCACGGGCUCGAGACGCGGUUGUCAUGGAAGCUGCGAAAGAGGCGGGCGUGGAAGUCAUUGUUCGAUAUGGUCGAACAUUAUGGGACAGUGAUGAGUUAGUGAAGAAAAAUGGUAAUAAGCCAACGAUGAGUAUAAAGCAAGUAGAAGCAGCUGGGCCAAAGAUAGGACCAGUGCCGAAACCUAUCCCAGCACCGAAUUCUAUGCCGGAUCCUGGAGAAACGACACUAAAUUUCGAGCGAGAAGUGCCGGAGCAACAUCCAGAUCUGAAUGAAGGGUGUAGGGAAAAGAAGGACAAGUCAUAUGAGAAAAUAGCUGGGCCCAACGGCGACUUUGCCGUCCCAACACUCGCCGAACUCGGCUUCCCACCCGCAACCACGCCCCACCGAGGCGGCGAAAGCAUCGCGCUCUGCUCCUUGCACAAAACAACCUCGAACGCAACAUACACUGCGACAUUCCAGAAACCAAAGACGGCACCAACGGCAUUCUCCCCCCAAUCCACCACUCUACUCAGUCCACACCUGCAUUUCGGUACGCUCUCCGUGCGGCAAUUUUACUGGGAUGUGCAGGAUGUCCUCUCGUCGUACAAGGGAAAGGAAAAGGCCUCCACACCACCAACAAGUCUUAUAGGCCAACUCUUAUUCCGUGAUAUGUAUUUCGGCGCUCAAGCCCAUCUCGGGCACGCCUUCUCCUCCACGCUUCACAAUCCGAAAUGCCGCUUCAUACCCUGGCAACUAUCCAACGCCCCCACACCUACAACUACACCCCCCUCAAACCCAGCCUCCACCUCCACCUACACUAUCGAUUCCCCGCAAGCCGAAGCCUGGUUCCAGCGCUGGAAGUACGGGCGGACGGGGUUCCCAUGGAUCGACGCGCUGAUGCGGCAGCUGCGGCAAGAAGGCUGGAUACACCAUCUCGGCCGCCACGCAGUCGCGUGUUUCCUGACGCGGGGCGGCUGUUACGUGAGCUGGGAGCGCGGGGCCGAGGUAUUCGAAGAGUGGUUGAUCGAUCACGAGGAGGCGUGUAACAUCGGGAACUGGCAGUGGUUGAGCUGCACUGCGUUUUUCGCGCAGUAUUAUCGCAUAUACAGCCCCGUGGCGUUUGGGAAGGGCUGGGAUCAGCACGGUGCGUUUGUGAGGCGCUAUGUGCCGGAGCUAGGGACGCUGGAUGAGAAGUGGAUUUAUGAACCUUGGAAAGCUCCCGAGGAGGAGCUGAGGAGAGCGGGGGUUCGCAUUGAGGGGGAUGGGGCAAGUGGCAGCGGGGAGGAAGAGGGCGUGUAUCCGCAGCCCAUGUUUGAUUUCGCGGAACGGAGGACUAUAUGUCUUGAGAAGAUGAAGAAAGCGUAUGCGGUGGGUUUGUAUGGCGAUGAUCACCGGGUCCUCGACGGAUCCUGGAAACAUCUCUUUGACGAACCUUCAAAUGAACACGAGGAAGAACAAGGCAGUGAAAACAACAGGAAACGGAAAGCAAAGGGGCAAGCGACACUAGACGGGCAUUUCAAAAAGGCGAAAAUAUGA